UUGCAUGAAGUUGGAGUUUUGAAAUUCAAAACUGCUUACUGAUUAGCUUUUCAUAUUCACAGAGUUAGUGUUCUCAAAAUACAGUUCAGUUUCACCAUCAGCUAUUUAUUAGACUCUAGUGCUCUUAGUAGGUUAUACCAUCUUCUUUACUGUUUUUUCUAGAAUAAUGUUUCAUAUGCACAGAGUUAGUGUUCUCAAAAGUUUCACCAUCAGUUAUUUAUUAGACUUCAGUGAUCUUAGUAGGUCAUACCACCAUGUUUACUGAUUUUAUAUAAUAAUGUUUCAUAUGCACAGAGUUACCAUUCUGAAAAUACAUUUCAAUUUCACCAGCAGUUAUUUGUUAGACUCUAGUGCUAUUGGUAGGUCAUACCAUCAUCUUUGUUCUCCUGCAAAUUGCUUUAAAAUUCUCACUAACUUAAUGCUGCUUGUCUGCUUUGCUUUUAUACCUUUCUGCUCGAUGAUGAUGUCCACUUACUAAUGGUGUGUGUCUUGACAGUGCUCGCUGGACUUGCAUUUAUGUUCUCAACAAGCAUUCUUUUGCAAAUACUGGCUUGUGCUCUGUACAAUAAUUGGUGGCCUAUGUUAGCAGCUCUCAUGUAUGUCCUUGUUCCGAUGCCAUGCCUAUUCUUUGGUGGUGGAUCCACCCAGUUCUUGACUAGCAGAGAUGGUGGAGGGUGGUUCAAUGCUGCAAAAUUCCUGACUGGUGCAUCCGCCAUGGGAAGCAUUGCAAUUCCAGCAAUUCUGAGGCAUGCUGGCCUAAUUGAGACUGGAGCUAUGUUCAUCGAGUUCACGUCCUUCUUCAUCCUUGUAUGCACAGUGCUGUGCUUCCAUAGGGCUACGCUGGAUGAAGAUUGGUAAAGGGCUCAAGACACAUGGACGCAAGAAGAUACGCCCCGUUUCGUUGUUGCUUCUCAGCACGUACAAGAGAACCUUACUGGGCACUAACAUGGACCUGUGUACAAAGAAGCAUAUUUGAAUUGCAUGGCUGUUUCGUUGUAUAAAUGGUCAUAGAUUUGCUAAUCUAGCGGCAAUGCCAAUGUUCUGUGUCACUUUUGUUGUGAAUACUCCCCAUCUUUGGUCAGCCAUCCGUAUGAAAUGGCAACUGAUUAUUUCUCUCUCUUUUUGAUAUUGAAACCGAUUUUUUUCCGCUA
Molecule: messenger RNA, 1151 nt
Organism: Oryza brachyantha (malo sina)
Lineage: Eukaryota; Viridiplantae; Streptophyta; Magnoliopsida; Poales; Poaceae
Product: vacuolar protein sorting-associated protein 55 homolog
Exons: 5
Coding region: 478-858 (126 amino acids)
Biological process (GO): late endosome to vacuole transport via multivesicular body sorting pathway
Cellular component (GO): endosome
Source: RefSeq, a predicted model, not a curated record